AUGGUGGACAGCAAGAUCCCUGAGCCGGGACCAGCCAAACUGAAGCGCAAUGCAGGUCCAGACGAAUGGCUGGAGGCAGCAAAAGAUUGCAAGUAUCUGUCAGAACAGCACAUGAAGCAGCUUUGCGAGAUCGUCAAGGAGUACAUGAUGGAGGAAUCAAAUAUCCAGCCCGUAUCGACGCCGGUCACGGUUUGCGGUGACAUCCAUGGCCAAUUUUACGAUUUGCUUGAGCUUUUCCGGGUAUCGGGCGGAAUGCCCGACGGGUCUGAGGCGGAGGCCCCGAAGACGCAGUCAGCUGUCAUUACAUCGGACGAUAUCGAACCUCCAUCCACGAUCUCAGAUCCCAAGCUACGAAAGAAGUUGAGAAAUGCCGCUGCGCCGGAGGAGGGAGGCGAAGACUCCAGUGCGAGCCAAAGAGACCGGUCCUCGAGCUCUGGCUCAAGAGAUGUCGAGCUCAAGCGGAACUUUGUAUUCUUGGGUGACUAUGUCGAUCGUGGAUACUUCAGUCUGGAAACCCUGACAUUGUUAUUAUGUCUCAAAGCCAAAUACCCUGACAGGGUAACACUGGUGCGCGGAAAUCACGAGUCUCGUCAGAUUACGCAGGUGUACGGGUUCUAUGAGGAAUGCUUUCAGAAGUACGGAAAUGCCUCUGUAUGGAAGGCUUGUUGUCAAGUGUUCGACUUCAUGACAUUGGGUGCCAUCAUCGACGGUAGAGUGUUGUGUGUACAUGGAGGAUUGAGUCCAGAGAUCAGGACCUUGGACCAAGUUCGUGUGGUUGCCAGAGCCCAGGAGAUUCCGCACGAAGGCGCCUUCUGUGACCUUGUGUGGUCAGACCCAGACGAUGUGGAAACAUGGGCUGUCAGCCCCAGAGGAGCAGGUUGGCUGUUCGGUGACAAGGUGGCCGACGAAUUCUGUCACGUCAACGACUUGACGUUGAUCGCCCGAGCGCAUCAGUUGGUGAACGAGGGCUACAAGUAUCAUUUUGCGAACCAAAAUGUGGUUACUGUCUGGAGUGCGCCCAACUACUGUUACCGAUGCGGAAAUCUGGCGUCCGUCUGCGAGAUUGGUGACGACCUCAAACCGACGUUCAAGUUGUUCAGUGCUGUCAGCGACGACCAACGACAUGUUCCCGUAUCGCGGCCGGGCCGCAGCGAGUACUUUUUGUAG
Molecule: messenger RNA, 1167 nt
Organism: Aspergillus fischeri NRRL 181
Lineage: Eukaryota; Fungi; Ascomycota; Eurotiomycetes; Eurotiales; Aspergillaceae
Gene: sitA
Product: TOR signaling pathway phosphatase SitA
Exons: 4
Coding region: 1-1167 (388 amino acids)
Biological process (GO): G1/S transition of mitotic cell cycle; peptidyl-serine dephosphorylation
Cellular component (GO): cytoplasm
Molecular function (GO): protein serine/threonine phosphatase activity
Source: RefSeq, a predicted model, not a curated record